Molecule: messenger RNA, 1406 nt
Organism: Odontomachus brunneus
Lineage: Eukaryota; Metazoa; Arthropoda; Insecta; Hymenoptera; Formicidae
Product: dynein regulatory complex subunit 2
Exons: 6
Coding region: 33-1373 (446 amino acids)
Biological process (GO): cilium-dependent cell motility; regulation of cilium movement; axonemal dynein complex assembly
Cellular component (GO): axoneme; axonemal dynein complex
Source: RefSeq, a predicted model, not a curated record
ACGAGUGUAAGAGAUCAUUCGUUUGUCACAAGAUGCCAAAGAAAAAGGGAAAAGGAAGUAAGCUGGCUCGCAUGAGCGACGAGGAACGUGCUCGUUACUUGCAGCAUCGAGCAGAAUUGGAAUUAGAGGCCAAACGACGCAAACAGCAGCUGAUUGCAGCUUUUACAAAGAAUAAGUUAAAACGUGAAGAAGCAUUCUCGCGAUUAAAUACUGCGAAAAUCAACGAACAAUGGAGAUUUAUUCUACGACGAAUCAAGUGCAAGGAGCUUCGCGAAGACAUGGAGUAUAUGUGGAAAAAUUUCGAUCGCAUGAUGAAAACAAAGGAUUCUAUAAUACAACGUUUAUAUAACGAGUUAGAUGCGGCAGAUUUGGAUCACAGAAGGCUACAAGAGGCUCAUAUUCAAAUAAUAGAUCUCAUAUUCGGAAAGUACAAGCAAAUAUGUACUCGAUUACAUGGGUCCUUCGUACAUGAACGUGAUCAUAUCGCUUCAAACGAGGUGGAAGAAUUGAAUCGAAUUCGAAAGAAUCUAGAACAACGUUGCGAACAAGUGCAAAGUAUAAUCUUUAAGCAAGAUAAACAGAUAGAACACACACUAACGCAAACGAAAAUUCAAAAUGCCAUUAACACAUAUAGUGUUGUAUAUCUGAAGGAAGACUCCGUAUCGCAUUUAAUGCAAUACACUUCUAAUGAGAUUGAGAAAUUGUGGCGACAGCUUAAUGAGACGAUAACCGAGUACGAAAGAAGCACAAGAGACAAAAGAAAACAGUAUGAGUACUUGAAGGAACAAGACGAUGCUUAUCAUGCCGAUGUGGCGCAAUAUCCGAAAUUACACACACAAUUGCAGAACGUGAUUAAAAAUCUAAAACAGGACAUGCAAGCAUUAGCACAGAAACGCGAACAGACUAUAACGGAACUUAAGGAUCACAUUGUGCAGAUGGGGAAGAGACUUCAGAGCUUGAGGCAGGAAUUCUCGAUGGUACGAAUGCUGGACGCUACACAAUUGAAAAAAUUAACCAUUAUCAGCGCCAGUGUUCUGAAAGAGUUGCAGAGAAUUUCAGAGAAAGGCACGAUGCUGCUUUCGUUGUUAAAAAUGUGUUCGAACUUAGAGCCAUUUUCGCUAACUGUUCAAAAAUACACUCUACGCGAUACAGGAUCCAGGAUAGCUUUUACUAGCUGCAUGUCGGAGCCGUUUGACAAGUUGGAGAAAUUUUGGGAACAGUAUAAUUACAUUAAAGCCGACAAUAUUUUUAUGAAGAAAGAGUGUGACAAGCUGUCGUUCGAAAACAAACAGUUGAGAAACACAUUGCGUACAUAUCUCAUAACAGUUUCCAGAACUCCGGCUGCACGGCCAUUUACUUCUGUUGUCGUAUGAAAGUAUAGUACUUAUAUUUCUACUAUAUCCAAA